Molecule: messenger RNA, 1914 nt
Organism: Trichechus manatus latirostris (Florida manatee)
Lineage: Eukaryota; Metazoa; Chordata; Mammalia; Sirenia; Trichechidae
Gene: SLC5A10
Product: solute carrier family 5 member 10
Exons: 15
Coding region: 1-1794 (597 amino acids)
Biological process (GO): transmembrane transport
Cellular component (GO): plasma membrane
Molecular function (GO): D-glucose:sodium symporter activity
Source: RefSeq, a predicted model, not a curated record
AUGGCCGCUGACAACUCCACCGGAGACCUCCACGCAGCUGGGCUGCAGCUGAACACAGCUGACAUCACCAUCAUAGCCGUGUACUUUGCCCUGAACAUGGUCGUGGGCAUAUGGUCCUCAUGCCAGGCCAGCAGGAACACAGUGAGCAGCUACUUUCUGGCAAGCCGGGAUAUGACGUGGUGGCCGAUCGGAGCCUCCCUCUUUGCCAGCAGUGAGGGGUCUGGCCUCUUCAUUGGACUGGCAGGCUCGGGUGCAGCUGGAGGCCUGGCUGUGGCAGGCUUCGAGUGGAACGCCACGUAUGUGCUGCUGGCCCUGGCAUGGGUAUUUGUGCCCAUCUACGUCUCCUCGGAGAUUGUUACCAUGCCUGAAUACAUCCAGAAGCGCUACGGAGGCCAGAGGAUAUGCAUGUACCUGUCCGUCCUGUCCCUGCUGCUGUCCAUCUUCACCAAGAUAUCGAUCGACCUGUACGCGGGGGCGCUCUUUGUGCACAUCUGCCUGGGCUGGAACUUCUACCUGUCCACCACCCUCAUGCUUGUCGUCACGGCCUUGUACACCAUCGCAGGGGGCCUGGCCGCAGUGAUCUACACAGAUGCCCUGCAAACGUUCACCAUGGUGGUGGGGGCUGUCAUCCUUGCGGUCAAAGCCUUCAACCAGAUCGGUGGUUAUGACCAGCUGGAGGCAGCCUAUGCCCAGGCCAUCCCAGCCAAGACCAUCAACAACACAACCUGCCACUUGCCACGCACAGAUGCCAUGCACAUGUUCCGAGACCCCUACACGGCGGACCUCCCGUGGACUGGGAUGACUUUCGGUCUGACCAUCAUGGCCACUUGGUACUGGUGCACUGACCAGGUCAUUGUGCAGCGGUCGCUGUCUGCCCGGGAUCUGAACCACGUGAAGGCCAGCUCCAUCCUCGCAAGCUACCUCAAGAUGCUCCCCAUGGGCUUGAUCGUCAUGCCUGGCAUGAUCAGCCGUGCACUGUACCCAGAUGACGUGGGCUGUGUGGUGCCCUCCGAGUGCCUUCGUGCUUGCGGGGCUGAGAUCGGCUGCUCCAACAUCGCCUACCCCAAGCUGAUCAUAGAACUGAUGCCCACAGGUCUGCGGGGGCUGAUGAUUGCAGUGAUGAUGGCUGCACUCAUGUCGUCACUGACCUCCAUCUUCAACAGCAGUAGCACACUCUUCACCAUGGAUAUCUGGCGGCAGCUGCGGCCCCGUGCUGGCGAGCAGGAGCUGUUGCUGGUGGGACGGCUGGUCAUCGUGGUGCUCAUCGGCGUGAGCGUGGCCUGGAUCCCCAUCCUGCAGGGCUCCAACAGCGGGCAGCUUUUCAUCUACAUGCAGUCAGUGACCAGCUCCCUCGCCCCCCCAGUGGCUGCAGUGUUUGUCCUGGGCAUCUUCUGGCGGCGUGCCAAUGAGCAGGGGGCCUUCUGGGGCCUGAUGGUGGGGCUGGCUGUGGGCGCCGGGCGUAUGGUCCUGGAGUUCCUGCACCCGGCUCCACCCUGCGGUGCCCCGGAUGUGCAGCCAGCCCUCCUCGGUAGCAUCCACUACCUGCACUUCGCUGUCGCCCUGUUUGUGCUCAGCAGCGCUGUGGUGGUGUCUGGGAGCCUGCUGACUCCAGCUCCCCAGGGAGCUCAGAUUGAGAACCUUACCUGGUGGACCCUGUCUCAAACCCUGCCCUUGGGAGGCAAAGCAGGUGACGGCCAAACGCCCCAGAAGCAAGCUUUCUGGGCCCGUGUCUGUGGCUUCAACGCCAUACUCCUCAUGUGUGUCAACAUCUUCUUCUACGCCUACUUUGCCUGACACCACCACCAGGGCAAGCAGGCUGGAGCCUAGCCCCCAGGGUUAGGGGCCCCAGAGUGUGCAGGGCCACUCCCUUCCCUAAUGAGGGACUGAGGCCCCUUGAGGCCACACAGUAGGCCA